This is a messenger RNA of Alosa alosa (allis shad), 1760 nucleotides long. It is a transcript of the gene lamtor1, whose product is annotated as late endosomal/lysosomal adaptor, MAPK and MTOR activator 1. Bases 212 to 691 code for a protein of 159 amino acids. Gene Ontology annotation, cellular component: membrane raft; late endosome membrane; Ragulator complex. The record is from RefSeq and is a predicted model, not a curated record. The transcript has 5 exons. Gene Ontology annotation, biological process: endosomal transport; positive regulation of TOR signaling; cellular response to amino acid stimulus. Gene Ontology annotation, molecular function: molecular adaptor activity; guanyl-nucleotide exchange factor activity. NCBI's taxonomy places the organism in Eukaryota, Metazoa, Chordata, Actinopteri, Clupeiformes, Clupeidae.
AUGUUGUUGCUACAGAACCGAUGUCAUGUGACUGAAGGGUUCGUUGUGUAGCUAGCGGAGUGGAGCUUGCCCAAGCUUCGGAGGAGAAUGGAAUUUAUCUUUUAGUUUUUAGUGAAGGUCUCCUGUUUUGUGUUCCUCCUCUGAAGGAAGUUGACAUUGUGGAGUCGUCUCGAGAGUCUUGGCAAAGCGCCGAGGACUCGCCAAGGACAACAUGGGGUGCUGUUACAGCAGCGACAACGAGCCCACGGAGCAGGACAAUGAUGAACGGAAGCCUCUGAUCCCGCACCCCAACCCUGACAAACCAGCCAAUGGGACGGAGCGGAGUCCUGCAGCCCCGCCCUCCACACGCCCUGAUGAGCAGGCACUGCUCAACACCAUCCUCCACAGAACUGCUCAGAGCAUCAUAGAUGUGUCGGCUGCAGACUCACAAGGCAUGGAGCAGCAUGAAUACAUGGACAAAGCACGGCAAUACAGCACUAAGUUGGCUGUUCUGAGCUCCACGCUCAGUCAGAAGAAACCUGCCCCCCUCCCCUCUCUCACAAGCCAGCCUCACCAAGUGCUCGCCUCCGACCUGAUACCCACGGCAGACCUGCUACAGGUGUCGAAGAUCGCUGCGUACGCGUACAGUGCCAUCUCCCAGAUCAAGGUGGACGCCAAGGAGGAGCUGGUGGUGCAGUUUGCCGUCCCAUAAGCCCCCCGACGCCCCCUUACCCACAAUCCCCCUCACGUUUCCUCCCUACCCACAAUCCCUCCAGCCCCACGCACCCACAAGCAAUGUCCCAGCUAGAGGUGGCCACUCUUAACCAACAUUCUCUCUCUCUCUCUCUCUCUCUCUCUCUCUCUCUCUCUCUCUCUCUCUCUCUUCUCUUCUCUUCUCUUCUCUUCUCUUCUCUUCUCUUCUCUUCUCUUCUCUUCUUCUCUUCUCUCUCUCUCUCUCUCUCUCUUUCUGUCUCACACACACACAUCAGACUCAGUCAUGUUCAUGCACACACACACUAUCUCACAAGCGCACACACACCCCUCCACUGCGUUUGUCCUUCCCCUAGUGAGUGUGUGCUGGAGGGAUUGUUGUUCUGAUGUCUGGUGAUGUGUGUGUGUGUGUGUGUGUGCUGGAGGGAUUGUUGUUCUGAUGUCUGGUGGUGUGUUAGGGUUCACACGAAUGUGUUUCUGUUCAUGUGUGUUUGAGGCUCCUCUCAUUGUGUGUGUGCGUGUGUGUGUGUUUUUGCGUGCAUCCGCGCGCUGUCAUUACUGUAAACCUCAGAGUUAAUUUGCCCUGUUCUAACCCCUCCCACCCCCUGAGGUCAGAUGACACACUUAGCCACGCCCCCAGGUCAGCUGACCUGUUCUAACCCCUCCCACCCCCUGAGGUCAGAUGACGCACUUAGCCACGCCCCCAGGUCAGCCGGCCUGUAGCGUGGCGGCAUCAGGCCCCGCCCAGCUGGUUAUUUAUUGGUCUUUUAACGUGUGCGUGCCGACGACCCCACAGAGCUGCAUUCUGGGCCGGGCACGCCGGGCUUCUAAAGGGACUCUGCCGAUCCACUUCCUGCUUUUAAUCAAGUAAUUAACGAUGGGAUUAAUGAAAUGCUCUCUAACGCUGCCCGACUGCAGUGCGCUCGUUUUGUUUUUAUGUCUGGAGCAGGAGGUGUGCUGCUCAGCCUCGUGCUCCUGCAUCAGAUCACUUCUGUUCAACUCGACUCAUGCCUGAUUUCUGUUCUUUGCUCUGGUGAAAAGGAGUUGUGCAUUAAAGGAUUUGGAAGCAC